GAACAACAAAGCACAGAGGAAAAUGACUUUGCUAAGGACCGUUAUGGUGUAUCAGCAAUGGUCCAGUCCCAACAAAAACUGGACAGGAAACUGGUACGUGUCCAAGACCUUACUCCUGAGAUGGCUGAUCAACUAAUUUGGAUACGGGCCCGAGUACAUACCAGCAGAGCAAAAGGGAAACAGUGCUUCUUGGUCCUGCGUCAACAGCAGUUUAACGUGCAGGCUCUGGUCGCAGUGGGAGGUCAUGCCAGCAAGCAGAUGGUCAAGUUUGCAGCAAACAUUACCAAGGAGAGCAUCAUAGAUGUGGAGGCAUCAGUGAGGAGAGUGGAGCAGAAGAUUGAGAGCUGUUCCCAGCAGGAUGUGGAGCUCCACAUUGAGAGGAUUUAUGUCAUCAGCCAGGCAGAGCCUCGUCUGCCUCUUCAGUUGGAAGAUGCAGUCAGGCCUGAUGGAGAAGGCGAGGAGGAAGGCAGGGCCACUGUCAACCAGGACACCAAGCUGGACAAUAGGGUGAUUGAUCUCAGGACUACCACCAGCCAGGCUAUCUUUCGCCUGCAGUCUGGAGUGUGCCAGCUCUUCAGAGACACCCUCACCAAAAAGGGCUUUGUGGAGAUCCAGACUCCUAAAAUCAUAUCAGCUGCCAGUGAAGGUGGAGCAAAUGUCUUCACGGUGUCCUACUUCAAAACCAGCGCCUACCUGGCCCAGUCUCCCCAGCUCUACAAGCAAAUGUGCAUCUGUGCAGAUUUUGACAAGGUUUUCUGUGUUGGCCCAGUUUUUAGGGCUGAGGACUCCAACACCCAUCGUCACUUGACUGAGUUUGUGGGCCUGGAUAUUGAAAUGGCUUUCAACUACCAUUAUCACGAGGUGAUUGACUCAAUCACUGACACCAUGGUGCAGAUCUUCAAAGGCCUGAGAGACAACUUUCAGACAGAGAUCCAGACGGUGAACAAGCAAUUUCCAAGUGAGUCUUUCAAAUUCCUGGAGCCAACUCUAAGGUUAGAGUACACAGAGGCCUUGGCCAUGCUUCGUGAGGCAGGGGUAGAGAUGGGCGACGAGGACGACCUCAGUACACCCAAUGAAAAGCUGCUUGGUCGGCUUGUCAAAGAAAAGUAUGACACUGAUUUUUAUGUGCUGGACAAGUACCCACUGGCUGUAAGACCCUUCUACACAAUGCCUGAUCCCAACAACCCUAAAUACUCCAACUCAUAUGACAUGUUCAUGAGGGGUGAGGAGAUCCUUUCUGGAGCUCAGAGAAUUCAUGACGCUCAGCUGCUGACUGAAAGGGCAAUCCAUCAUCAGAUUGAUCUGGAGAAGAUCAAGGCAUACAUUGACUCCUUCAGGUAUGGAGCUCCCCCACAUGGAGGUGGAGGCAUUGGCCUGGAGAGAGUUUGCAUGCUUUACCUGGGUCUCCACAACGUGCGCCAAACAUCCAUGUUCCCAAGGGAUCCUAAGCGCCUUACACCCUGAACUUUGAAACACAUGAACUAACCUUCUACUCAUCAGAUUAAAAAACAAAUGCAGGUGAUGGUAAACAUACACAAUACGAUGAAUGACAGGGAAAAGGAGCUUUGAAUAUGAUGUUCCACUUGAUUUACCAUCAAGACUAGGGAAUGAGGCAGAAUUAGCAGAACAGUUUAUUUUGAUAAUUGGUCUACAUGGUUGUCUUACUACAAUAAAUGAUAUUUACAUGCAGUGAUGAUUUUCUGUAAAGCUGCAGACAUGCUUUAAUCAAACGUUUAUCAAAGUUCUUUUCUGUUGGGACGUUACAUAGCUCAGUCCACCAUAUUUUCAGCACAGAGAGGGGACUUUAAAUAGUGGGCUCCAACUGUACGCCUGUAACAGCAUAUGUUUUGUAAGUAAUCUGAGAUCCUAACAGAAUAAAGUAACUUCUAAAACCUUAAAA
Molecule: messenger RNA, 1900 nt
Organism: Cheilinus undulatus (humphead wrasse)
Lineage: Eukaryota; Metazoa; Chordata; Actinopteri; Labriformes; Labridae
Gene: dars1
Product: aspartyl-tRNA synthetase 1
Exons: 16
Coding region: 58-1464 (468 amino acids)
Biological process (GO): aspartyl-tRNA aminoacylation
Cellular component (GO): cytosol; cytoplasm; aminoacyl-tRNA synthetase multienzyme complex
Molecular function (GO): RNA binding; ATP binding; aspartate-tRNA ligase activity
Source: RefSeq, a predicted model, not a curated record